Suillus subalutaceus is the source of this 423-nucleotide messenger RNA. RefSeq lists its product as uncharacterized. The record is from RefSeq and is a predicted model, not a curated record. The transcript has 3 exons. The coding region runs from base 1 to 423 and encodes 140 amino acids. Lineage: Eukaryota; Fungi; Basidiomycota; Agaricomycetes; Boletales; Suillaceae.
AUGGAUAGUGCUGUGGGAACAUGCACGCAUAGUGCAGGAAAAAUAUACCACCACAACAUCGCAAGAUUUAACUUUACUACAUACAACAUUCGAAGGGCGCAAGACAUUAUAAAUCCACGGACGCCUCAUUGCAAUAUUAUGAUACUCAAGUGCCAUGAUGAUCACAAUGAUGGUCUCUGUAACAACUACUGUUAUUCCAAAGUCCUCGGCAUACAUCAUGUCAAUACACGCACUUUAGGCCGCGUUUGUCUCAUGCCUUUGUCAAAUCAUAAUGAAUUGGGCUUUGUGAACCCAGCAGUUGUUCUUAGGGCAUGCCAUAUCAUACCAGCCUUCUCUCGAGGGCAACACAAUCCCAACGAAUGUGGGAUCUCUCCUCUUGCAGGAGAUAAAAAUGACUGGUAUGAGUACUACGUCAACAGGUGA